Molecule: messenger RNA, 2674 nt
Organism: Ipomoea nil (Japanese morning glory)
Lineage: Eukaryota; Viridiplantae; Streptophyta; Magnoliopsida; Solanales; Convolvulaceae
Product: probable disease resistance protein At4g27220
Exons: 2
Coding region: 16-2568 (850 amino acids)
Molecular function (GO): ADP binding
Source: RefSeq, a predicted model, not a curated record
GACAUUAAGAAAUGUAUGGGUUUGAAUGAAAGUGUGGAAGAUCUUGAAACACAAGUAAAUCAACUUGAAGAGCAGUUGUCCGAUUUGCAAACAAAGUUGACAAUUUUGGAACAAGGAAGUAAAAGGAGGAAGCAAGAAGUUGUUAGUUGGAUUAAGAAAGCAACAAAGCUGACAGAGGACUUUCCAACUUUAAAAGAAAGGACAAUACAGGGGCAAUGGUGGGAGAAGUAUUCAAGUAUAGAUCGUGUCAAAAAGAUGAGAGAAGCAGUUGAAGAUGUUAAGAAUGAUCUCAGAAAUAUUGGUGAACUUGUAGUGGAAGGAAGCACAAUACCUUCACUAGUUGAUAAAAAUAUGAAUGCUCUGAAAGGACAGGUUACUCAACUAUCUAGUCAAGCAAAAGACAUAGAAACAACGUUGAUGAACUUAGAACGAGGAGGGAAAAAGAAGAGGAAAUUGGAAGUCAAGGGUUGGCUUGAACAAGUAGAAAAGACGAAAAACAAGUUUGCAACAUUCAAUAUUGAAAGUAUAACAUCUUUAGAGGAUGUCCAAACCAUGAGAGAAGAAGUUAAAGAACUGAGAGAUGAUGGCAAAAAGUUUAGUGAACUUACAGUGGAUGUGGAUGAAAGCACAAUACCUUCACUAGAUGUCUCUCAGUUAUCUGGAAAGUCAUCUCAUGAUAAUUUAGAGAAAUUAUAUGGAUGGUUAGAGGAUGAUAAAGUCUUGAGCAUUGGUGUGUAUGGGAUGGGAGGUGUUGGGAAGACAACAUUGGUGAAACAUAUACAUGAUCAAAUCCUCCAAAAAAUGUCUCAUGUUAAUGUUUACUGGGUUACAGUUUCUCAAGAUUUUACCAUCAAAAAAUUGCAAGAUGAAAUUGCCAAAAUUACACGGCUUGAAUUUCUUGACAAGAUAGAAGAGCAGAGACCUGCCAUUUUACACCAACACUUAGUGACGAAUAAUGUUGUGCUCAUAUUGGAUGAUGUGUGGGACAAUAUUCCUUUGGAGAAAUUGGGUGUCCCCCUUAGGGUCAAGGGUUGCAAGCUCAUUUUAACUACUCGAUUGCGAGAUGUGUGCCGUAGGAUUGGAUGCCAAAAGUUUUUCCAAGUUAAUGUUCUUAAUGAGGAGGAAGGUUGGAAUUUGUUCAAAGAGAUUUUAAUACAAAAUGAUCAUACUGUGCUCACUGAUGAUAUUGAAAAACAUGCCAAAGAACUGGCCAAAAAGUGUGGGGGCUUACCAUUGGCACUCAACACUGUAGCCGCAAGCAUGCGAGGGGUGAAUGAUGAUCACACAUGGAGGAAUGCUAUUAAGAAUUUCCAAAAUGCUUCUCCUCAAUUGGAAGACUUGGAAAAGAAUGUGUUUGAAAUACUCAAAUUUAGCUACAACAGAUUGAAUGAUGAAAGGUGGAAAAAGUGUUUCCUUUAUUGUUGUUUGUAUAGUGAAGAUGAAGAGAUUAUCAAGGAUGAAGUAAUAAUGAAGUUGAUUGCAGAAGGGUUAUGUGAAGAUAGAGACGAGGGUCAUUCCAUAUUGAAUAAACUAGUAGACGUUUUCUUAUUGGAAGAGGGAGAAUGGUAUGUUAAGAUGCAUGAUUUGAUGAGAGACAUGGCUUUAAAGAUGUCAAAGUUCAUGGUUAAAUCUGAGGUCAUUGAAAAUCUAGAGCAGCAACCUUGGAUCCCUGAAUUGGAGAAAGUUUCUUUGGAUACUUCAAUAAAAGAAAUUCCAAAUGACUUUUCCCCCAGAUGCCAAAAUCUUUCAACCUUGAUUUUGGUAAGAAAUUGGUGGCUUAAAAGAAUACCUGAAACUUUCUUGUUGUACAUGACACAACUUCGAGUCCUUGAUUUAAGUGGAAAUACGAAUCUUAAGUUUCUUCCCAAUUCUAUCUCAAAUUUGGAGAAUCUUUGUGGAUUAUUUCUUCAGUGUUGUGAAAGGAUUAGUUGUUUGCCAAAAAUGGAGAAGCUGAAGGCAUUGAGGGUGUUAAAUAUUAGAGGUUGUUUUGGAAUUAGGGAAUUGCCUCAAGACAUGGAAUGUUUAGUGAGUCUCCAAUAUCUAUAUAUGAGGGGCACAAGCAAAUACUUGAAGAUUCCGAAAGGGGUAAUAGCCAAACUAAGAAAUCUUAGAUGCCUCCAUUUGGACUAUUCUGGGAGCGGGCUGCCGAGUGAAGAACUGAAUCGGUUACCACAUCUUCAAGGAUUUAAAAACAAAUAUUAUGAUUUGCGCAACUUCAACAGCACUACAUUGGUUAAAAAGCUUGAGCAACUGGAAUGGUAUGACAUAUGUGUAGGCAUGUGGGAUCGCAUAAAGUUGGAAGGUAAUAAGAGGAAUGUGUAUUUCGAGGAAAUGAGUUUUAUAGGGGAAAGAGGUCAAGUUUUGCUUCCUGCAAACAUUUGUGGUUUAAAAAUUGUAGACUGUGAAGGGUUGAAUGGGUGCUUAGCAGACAAUUUCCAAUCAAUGAGUAAUGUGAAAGAACUACAAGUAAGAGGUUGCAAGGAAGUAGAGUGGAUUUUCAACAAUGAACAAAUAUCAGAAAAGAUAUCCCAAAUUUUGCAGGAAUUUGUUGCUUCCAUGCAAUGUUAAGGGCAGUUUCUAGAAAAUGCAUAAGAUAGUUUUGUCUAAAAAGAUCAAGAUAAGGUGAAAGCUAAAUGAAGCAAAAGCAAGAGACAAGAAGCAUACCAGUUCUUUG